AUGCCCGCCGUUGAAAGUCCCGACGAUUAUCUACAAUAUUCAUCGGACGAACAGCCACGUCUCAAAUCCCAUAAGGCUCUUCCACGGAGGAGAGAGAUCGAUCCACAGAUUGAAGUCAUCCGAAUAUUUCAUUCGAUCCAAGAUGAACAUCAUCCUGCGAAUCACCCCUCCGCCGCGAACGGCCCGGCCCUUCCGUUGACCCCUCCCGGUGCCGCUCAAGAAGAUGCGACUGGUGAUUUGGAAACGCCCAAGUUUGGCUCAUACAAGUCGAAUAACCCUUCAGUCGGCGCAGUUACGCCUCAACAUACUCGUCCCCCGACUCCAGAGAUGACUCCCCCGCAGCAGCCACAGAUGGUUUCGUUAGACCGCCCAUUUCUGAACCAGUUUGGGCAAUCGUUCUCCUCGUCUCGGGCAGAAUCCUUCCAGACUGCCUUGGAGAUGAUAUCUUCAGAUGGUGAUGCAGAUACUCCCGGCCGUUCUCCCUCGUCAGUGUUCCAACCAACAAGGCAAAAUUCACAUUCACGAAGAACAAGAUCGCUUCGGAAGAGCGAAUACCCUUUGAAGCUCAGCUAUAACAGAGAUGAGCUGCAGUACGAUGCCAGUAAACCUGAUUACGAUCGAGAAUGGGCUACACUCCCAAAGGCACAUUAUCAACCAGGGGAAUCUGCCAUCGCUUCUGCUCAUAAACGAAAGCCUUCGCGUGAUCCUUCCGAAAGGUCUCGCGGCAAAGUGGAUAUGGAUGCACAUCAACAGGAGGUCUUUUUAUCUCGUGAGGGAAGCUUGCGCAGGCGAACAAAGGAUGUUCAUAACCUCAUGCCUGGCUUAUCAAUCGAGCAGUUUCGCGAGCAAAUCGGUUGGCCCAACGCGGAGAGACACAUUGAACCGACUGAACGACCAGAGUCUCGUAGAUUAUCGAGCAUGUCGACAACGUCGACUAUCGAUGCCGUGAUUGUAGACUCUCCAAGAUCAAGCAAGCGGACUCUGCGGCAUACAGAGAAAAGGGUUUCUUUACGUUCGACUAGCUCGCCUAUCCCCAAAUCAGAGCGUACAUCUCUAGUUUCGGAUACCGAUUCGCAGCGACGCCUGGUACAUAAAGCCGCGCGUAUCACAGAACAAGACCGCAGAAGUGUAAUGUCAGAUGCUUCUUUUGCUGAAAGCACUGCUACAGGUGGAACACACUCCCACGUGGAAAUGGUUCCGGUCGUCGUGAUUCCCGAAAGGCGGUCGUCGCUCAAGUCUUCGGCCUCGAAUAGCAGAAGCCACUCCACUGCACGUUCACAACGGUCGAGUCGACGAGCUACGAAUGCAUCUAGUAGCAGAAACAGCUCUAUGGACCGCCAGAACAGACACGCUGAUUCCGAUUCAAUCCGCCACGAGGCAGAUUCUAGAGGUCGCGGCUUUGGCGGACCGGUCAUUCCUCCGCGUAGCUCGUCGUUGUCCGCACCCACGAGUAGGAACAACUCACGAGCGCCAUCCCUGACAUCCGAGAGCCUACACAAUCAUACUUUGGCGAUGGACGUCGAAACGCAAAAACGUGAACCGGAGAAACCCAUGCCUGAACCUCGCAUCAACCUGCCUGCUCGUGAUCCCCCCAAAAAGUCUCGCGAAGCCCGAAACGUUCAAUCCAUCCUGAUCGGUGUCGAAGACAUGGCCAAUUUACGCUCUUCCUCGUUGCCAUUUACACCAUGCUCGAUCUCAUCGUCCUCUCCAGGGCCUAUAGAGAUCAACGAAGCUAUAACUGUGAGCUUUUUCCCGCACAACAACAAAUCGCUUUUGCUCAUCGAUCAACAAUUACAGCCUGACCCACGGGCCGCGCAAGCGCAGCAACCCGAAUACCGCAACGACGUGAACAAACAACAGCCUCCAAAGGUGCUCUCUCCAGUAUCUCCGCUCAACCCUCGAUCUCCGCCAGAACCUCCCGUCUGCACCGUCGUCCCACCCACGCCCGAAAAUGCAUCAGAGCCACCUAGGGAAUCGCCAGAUGAUCAAGAGCAAAACGGAUGGUUUCGUCGGUUCGGAUCUAUUCGCCGUGCGUGGAACCGACCUCGACCCGAGUCCUCCAACUCAAUUCGACGGACAUUCUCCACGACAACAGCGAAGAACCGCAAAGCCGGAAAAGAUCUUGACAGUAGACUCCAUCCUUUCUGGCGGCCACGACGAUUCUGGAACGAUUCUCCUGACUGCGAGGAGGGCCCACCCCAUGGACAAGAAAAUGAGCCUAGUGCAGGGAACCAGGAAACACCUUAUGUGAUUAGCAAUUCGUUAGGAAUGCCUCAGCAACGAGUUGUCUUCGACGGGCCUUCUCUCGGACGCCAAAGUCCAGAAACAGCCAGGCCCAGGGAGAGCAUGACCGUGCACUCCAAUAUAAGUCGAAGCAACCUCGUCGCAAGCAGAGUGUUCAGUCCUGAUUUCUUUCACUCGGCAUCGCCUCUUCACCAAAACCGUUACCAAUCUCUCUCUCGGUGGGGACUGCGAUUCCGCUUUGUCAAGAUGCGCAAUUUGCGGAAGCGCAUGAGGCGUACGAUCCAGAAGCGUAGGGAAGGGAAGCAAGAGGCAAGGAGACAGAAACUCAAGCAGAGCAUCGUCGUCAUGGGCUCGGGUACCCUGAACAGGAGUACGAUGCAAACUUUGGGUUAA
Aspergillus wentii DTO 134E9 is the source of this 2637-nucleotide messenger RNA. RefSeq lists its product as uncharacterized. The record is from RefSeq and is a predicted model, not a curated record. The coding region runs from base 1 to 2637 and encodes 878 amino acids. Lineage: Eukaryota; Fungi; Ascomycota; Eurotiomycetes; Eurotiales; Aspergillaceae. The transcript is spliced from 2 exons.